AUGCUCAGCCGCCUGACCCCUACUGCGCGCUUCGCGCUCUCCUUCCCCGCCCGUCGCGGCUUCGCGUCGACCGCCUUCCGCCUCAACUCGAAGCUCUACGCCAGCGCUGACACCGCCAUCGACGCCGUCAAGAAGGGCGACACCGUCCUCGCCUCCGGCUUCGGUCUCUGCGGCCUGCCCAAUACCCUCAUCGACGCUCUGAGCAAGAAGCCCGAGAUCAACGAGCUUACCGGUGUUUCCAACAAUGCCGGCGCCUACGUCAACGGCGAGAACAAGGGUCUCGGCAAGCUCCUCGCGACCAAGCAGCUCCGCAAGGUCAUUGCUUCGUACAUUGGAUCGAACAAGCCCCUGGAGCAGAUGUACAUGCACGGCGAGAUCGAGCUCGAGCUGACCCCGCAAGGCACGCUUGCUGAGCGCAUGCGUGCCGCGGGAGCCGGCAUCCCCGCCUUCUACACGCCGACGGGCAACAACACGCCCGUCCAGCAGGGCACCAUCCCCUCCAAGCACGACAAGGACGGCAAGCCCCUCGAGUACCCGAAGCCCCGCGAGCAGCGUGUCUUCAACGGACGCGAGUACUGCCUCGAGGAGAGCAUCUACGGCGACGUUGCCCUCAUCCGCGCCUGGAAGGUCGACGAGGCCGGAAACGCCAUCUUCCGCUACACCGCCAACAACUUUGCGACUGCCAUGGCCAAGAGCGCCAAGAUCACCAUUGUUGAGGCCGAGCACAUCGUCCCCGUCGGCACCUUUGACCCGAUGGAGAUCCACCUCCCCGGCAUUUACGUGAACCGCAUCGUCCAGGCGACGACGCCGAAGGAGAUCGAGAUCGAGUCCGUCCGUCCCGCCGAGGGCGAGGAGGACCCCGCUGCCGGCGCUCUCGGCAAGGGCGAGGCGCGCGCUCGUCGCGAGCAGAUUGUCCGCCGUGCGGCCAAGGAGCUCAAGGACGGCUACUACGUCAACCUCGGCAUUGGCAUGCCGACGCUCAUCCCCAGCUUCAUCCCUGAGGGCAUGAAGGUGUGGCUGCAGUCCGAGAACGGUCUGCUCGGCAUGGGCCCUCUCCCUACUCGCGAGGAGAUGGACGCCGACGUCAUCAACGCCGGCAAGGAGACUGAUGUGGCAGCGCCAAGUCGUGAACACACGCUCACAACCUCAGUCACCAUGGCCCCCGGUGCCUCUGUCUUCUCAUCUGACGAGUCCUUCGCCAUGAUUCGCGGCGGACACAUCGACGUCUCCGUCCUCGGUGCCAUGGAGGUCUCGGCGGCCGGAGACCUCGCCAACUUCAUGAUUCCCGGCAAGCUCGUCAAGGGAAUGGGCGGCGCAAUGGACCUGGUGUCUUCUCCCGACCAGACGAAGAUUAUCGUGACAACUGACCACACCGAUAAGCACGGCAAGCCCAAGAUCGUCCAGGAGUGCUCCCUGCCCCUCACUGGAUCCCGCUGCGUCAGCCUUAUCAUCACCGACCUCGCCGUCUUCGACGUUGACAGGAAGAACGGCAAGCUGACUCUCAUCGAGCUCCAGCCCGGAGCGACGCUGCAGGAGGUCAAGGACAAGACGGGAGCCAAGUUCGACAUUGGACCCAACGUUGAGGAGAAGGCUGUUUAA
Messenger RNA from Trichosporon asahii var. asahii CBS 2479, 1599 nucleotides. RefSeq lists its product as uncharacterized. The record is from RefSeq and is a predicted model, not a curated record. Lineage: Eukaryota; Fungi; Basidiomycota; Tremellomycetes; Trichosporonales; Trichosporonaceae. Gene Ontology annotation, molecular function: succinyl-CoA:3-oxo-acid CoA-transferase activity. The transcript has 5 exons. The coding region runs from base 1 to 1599 and encodes 532 amino acids. Gene Ontology annotation, biological process: ketone body catabolic process.